This is a messenger RNA of Mucor mucedo, 609 nucleotides long. RefSeq lists its product as uncharacterized. The record is from RefSeq and is a predicted model, not a curated record. The transcript has 2 exons. Lineage: Eukaryota; Fungi; Mucoromycota; Mucoromycetes; Mucorales; Mucoraceae. The coding region runs from base 1 to 609 and encodes 202 amino acids.
AUGACGAUUACUACUUUUAAAACUACAACUUUUCCUACCGUAGGUGAUAUCUUGGCCUCUGCCAAGGAAUUUAAAGACGCAUGUUUUGAUGCUGCAGCCAACCAAGAGAUUGUCGACAAUAAUGUUGAGACAACAGUCGAUGAAUCUGUACCUGAAGAGGGUUUCAGUUAUUCUGUAGUAGUUGAGCUUUACAGAAAUCAUUCCCCUUUAGUCGACCAAGAAAAGAUGGUUACCACUGAAGUUUCAACUUUUGAAAAUAGUGUUGACAAUGAGAACGAAGACGAAGUUUAUAUUGAUAAAUUUCUCAACAUCGAAUUCCAAACUGCGGAUUUGUUGGAUGAAGAUAAUAGAAAUGAUAAUGAGUGGGGAACAGACGAUGAAAUCCAUAAAGACGAACUAGACGAAAACGAAUUCAUCACUGUUGAUAAUGAUGCAGCUUCUAUUCUUGAAGAAAGCUACGUCAAUAAGUAUCUUGUUGAGUUACAGGAGAGAUUGAAGUGGAAAAGACCAGAAGAGUAUCAGAAUGGGACUUUUUGGGUUCACCGAAAGAAUCCAUACUUUAUGCUUGAUGAUACUAACAAAGACCCGGGAUACCUCUAUACAUCUUGA